AUGGCGGAGGAUCAGGCCGUGAGAUCUUCAUCCACCGAGAGGUCCACCGGCAGGGUCGUCAAGUUCAGCGACAAGAAGGGGUUCGGCUUCAUCAAGCCAGAUGAUGGCGGCGAAGAUCUGUUCGUCCAUCACAGCGUGAUUAAGUCCGACGGCGGAUACCGCACUCUCUCUGAGGACGAUGUUGUCGAAUUCGAAAUUGCUCUCACCGAUAAUAAGUGCCAGGCAAUCAACGUCACCGCUCCAGGCGGAGCUCCCGUUCAGCCUGCUAAAAGAGGCGGCGGAGACGGUUACGACCGGCGCGGAGCCGGAUUCGGCGCUCCUAGGAGAAACAACGCGGGCGGUGCUGGGUGCUACAACUGUGGAAACCCUAAUCACAUCGCUAGGGAGUGCAAUAAUCGCGGCGAGAAUAACAGCGGCGGAGGGAGCUGCUUCAAGUGCGGGAACGCUGGGCAUUUUGCUCGGGAAUGUACGCAGGGUGCCGUCAAUGGUCGAGGAGGAGGAGGUUCCAGUGGAUCUUGCUUUAGCUGCGGCGGGUUCGGACACUUGGCUAGGGAUUGCCCCGGUGGCGGAGGAGCCUGCUAUAACUGUGGAGGGUAUGGCCACUUGGCAAGGGAUUGCGCUAGUGGAAGGAGUGUUGGAGGCGGUGGCAGGUUUGGUUCAUCUGCUGGUUGCUUCAACUGCGGGAAGCCAGGACACCUUGCAAGGGAGUGUCCCAAUAGCUCUUGA
Molecule: messenger RNA, 726 nt
Organism: Linum tenue
Lineage: Eukaryota; Viridiplantae; Streptophyta; Magnoliopsida; Malpighiales; Linaceae
Source: the annotation of a GenBank genome assembly